Molecule: messenger RNA, 753 nt
Organism: Fusarium oxysporum Fo47
Lineage: Eukaryota; Fungi; Ascomycota; Sordariomycetes; Hypocreales; Nectriaceae
Product: ester cyclase
Exons: 1
Coding region: 69-728 (219 amino acids)
Biological process (GO): polyketide metabolic process
Source: RefSeq, a predicted model, not a curated record
AAACUCUUGAAUCCUUGUUCCAGCCGAGUCUGUUGAUCGAUACUGCCACUCAGCAGCGCGACGACUUCAUGGCAAAUUUACGUACCGCCACUGGAGUCUCAGUGAAACUCGAUAGCUGUGUGGUGGAUGUCAACGCCCAAGCCGUCGCUGCGAGAGUCCUCAAGACUGAAACACUUCCCGAUGGUGAACGGUAUGAGUGUCAGGAGAUUAUCCUCACAUGGUUUGUCGAUGGUCGCUUGGCAACUAUUAAACGACUUAAAGAUGGCGACUCUUGCUCAGCAAAGCAAACUACAACUCCUUCGCCGCUGGAAGAACUAAAACCUAUUUCUCUUGACCUUGCAACACUGUACCGCGAAUACAUCAAGAGCAUCAACGACAAGACUAUGGAGGCAAAGUUUGACAAGUUCUGUCAGCCAGUAGUAACGCAUAAUACCGUGAAAAAGACCAUCGCAGAGUACAUAUCUCUGAUUUCAGAGAGUCAAAGUGCAAUUCAAGGGCUGUACUUUGACAUUCAAGAUCUCAUCGUCGAUAAGGACGCAGGGAGAGUUGCGGCCAGAUUGGAGUUUACCGGUGUUCCUGUCAAGACGUGGGCUGGUGCUGAACCAAAUGGGAAGAGUGUCAAGUUCCAUGAGCAUGUCAUGUAUUGGCUUGAUGCAGGCAAGAUCCACUGGGUUUGGUCUGUUGUUGAUUUGGAUACGUAUCGAAAGCAGCUUCAGCAGACAAAUUAGACACGCAUCAAGAACAAAAGUCUCU